GGAGCCGGAGGAGGAGCCGCCGCCGCCGCUGAGCCGGCCGGCCGGGACAGGGAGAGAUGCGGGGCCGGGCCGCCCGCGUACCCCUCCCUCCGCCGCCGCUGCUGCCGCUGCUUCUGCUGCUGCUACUGCGGCCGCCGCCACUUCUGGGAGAUCAAGUGGGGCCCUGCCGCUCCCUGGGGCCCGGGGGACGGGGCUCUCCCGGGGCCUGCACCCCCGUGGGUUGGCUCUGCCCAGAUUCUUCCUCGAACCUCUGGCUGUACACCAUCCGCUGCAGAGCUGCGGGGACAGAGCUAACCGGCCACCUGGUGCCCCACCAUGAUGGUCUGCGGGUCUGGUGUCCAGAAUCCGGGGCCCACAUUCCCCUGCCGCCAGCCCCUGAAGGCUGCCCCUGGAGCUGCCGCCUCGUGGGCAUUGGAGGCCACCUCUCCCCGCAGGGCAAGCUCACCCUAACCCAUGAGCAGCCUUGUCUCAAGGCCCCACGGUUGAGAUGCCAGUCCUGUAAGCUGACACAAGCCCCAGGGCAGGAGACAGGGGAAGGGACAGCAGGAGAGUCUAUGGGUGGACGUCGCAAAAGGAAUGUGAAUACAGCCCCCCAGUUCCAGCCCCCUAGCUACCAAGUCACAGUGCCUGAGAACCAGCCAGCAGGUACCCCCGUGGCCUCCCUGCGAGCCAUCGACCCAGAUGAAGGCGAGGCAGGUCGCCUGGAGUACACCAUGGACGCCCUCUUCGACAGCCGUUCCAACCACUUCUUCUCCCUGGACCCUAUCACGGGCGCUGUGACGACGGCUGAGGAGCUGGAUCGGGAGACCAAGAGCACCCAUGUCUUCAGGGUCACCGCGCAGGACCACGGCAUGCCCCGGCGAAGUGCCCUGGCCACUCUCACCAUCUUGGUGACCGACACCAAUGACCAUGACCCCGUGUUUGAGCAGCAGGAAUACAAAGAGAGCCUCAGGGAGAACCUGGAGGUGGGCUAUGAGGUCCUCACUGUCAGGGCCACAGAUGGCGAUGCCCCUCCCAACGCCAAUAUUCUGUACCGCCUGCUUGAGGGGCCUGGGGGCGGCCCCUCGGAAGUCUUCGAAAUCGACCCUCGCUCUGGGGUCAUCCGAACCCGCGGCCCAGUGGACCGAGAAGAGGUGGAAUCCUACCAGUUGACUGUGGAAGCCAGCGACCAGGGCCGGGACCCAGGGCCGCGGAGCGCCACGGCUGCAGUCUUCCUGUCUGUAGAAGAUGACAAUGAUAAUGCCCCUCAGUUCAGUGAGAAGCGCUACGUAGUCCAGGUGCGGGAGGACGUGGCUCCAGGCGCCCCAGUGCUGCGGGUCACGGCCUCGGACCGAGACAAGGGCAGCAACGCCCUGGUGCACUAUAGCAUCAUGAGCGGCAAUGCGCGUGGUCAGUUCUACCUGGAUGCUCAGACCGGGGCCCUGGACGUGGUGAGCCCUCUGGACUACGAGACCACCAAGGAGUACACGCUGCGUGUGAGGGCCCAGGAUGGAGGCCGCCCUCCACUCUCCAACGUCUCCGGCCUGGUGACAGUGCAGGUCCUGGAUAUUAAUGACAACGCACCCAUAUUUGUCAGCACCCCCUUCCAGGCAACUGUCCUGGAGAGCGUCCCCUUGGGCUACCUGGUUCUCCACGUCCAGGCCAUUGACGCGGAUGCUGGCGACAACGCCCGCCUGGAAUACCGCCUAGCUGGAGUGGGCCACGACUUCCCCUUCACCAUCAACAAUGGCACAGGCUGGAUCUCUGUAGCUGCUGAACUGGACCGAGAGGAGGUUGAUUUCUACAGCUUUGGGGUAGAAGCUCGAGACCAUGGCACCCCCACACUCACAGCCUCGGCCAGCGUCAGCGUGACUGUCCUCGACGUCAAUGACAACAACCCAACCUUCACUCAGCCGGAGUACACGGUGCGGCUCAAUGAAGAUGCAGCUGUGGGCACCAGCGUGGUGACAGUGUCUGCCGUCGACCGCGAUGCCCACAGCGUCAUCACCUACCAGAUCACCAGUGGCAACACCCGAAACCGCUUCUCCAUCACCAGCCAGAGCGGAGGGGGGCUGGUGUCCCUCGCCCUGCCCCUGGACUACAAACUUGAACGGCAGUACGUGCUGGCAGUCACCGCCUCCGAUGGCACUCGGCAGGACACUGCACAGGUUGUGGUCAACGUCACUGAUGCCAACACCCAUCGCCCGGUCUUCCAGAGCUCCCACUACACGGUGAACGUUAACGAGGACCGCCCAGCAGGCACCACGGUGGUGCUCAUCAGUGCCACGGACGAGGACACGGGCGAGAAUGCCCGCAUCACCUACUUCAUGGAGGACAGCAUCCCCCAGUUCCGCAUCGAUGCGGACACGGGGGCUGUCACCACCCAGGCUGAGCUGGACUAUGAAGAUCAGGUGUCCUACACUCUGGCCAUCACCGCGCGGGACAACGGCAUUCCCCAGAAAUCCGAUACCACCUACUUGGAGAUCCUGGUGAAUGAUGUAAAUGAUAACGCCCCUCAGUUUCUCCGGGACUCCUACCAGGGCAGUGUCUAUGAGGACGUACCCCCCUUCACGAGCGUCCUGCAGAUCUCAGCCACUGAUCGAGACUCUGGCCUCAAUGGCCGGGUUUUCUACACUUUCCAGGGGGGUGAUGAUGGAGAUGGUGACUUUAUCGUAGAGUCGACAUCGGGAAUUGUGCGGACACUGCGGAGGCUGGAUCGAGAGAAUGUGGCCCAGUAUGUCUUGCGGGCAUACGCAGUGGACAAGGGGAUGCCCCCAGCCCGCACACCCAUGGAAGUGACGGUCACUGUGCUGGACGUGAACGACAAUCCCCCUGUCUUUGAGCAGGAUGAGUUUGAUGUGUUUGUGGAGGAGAACAGCCCCAUUGGGCUGGCCGUGGCCCGGGUCACAGCCACUGACCCGGAUGAAGGCACCAAUGCCCAAAUCAUGUACCAGAUUGUGGAAGGCAACAUCCCUGAGGUCUUCCAGCUGGACAUCUUCUCUGGGGAGCUCACUGCCCUGGUGGAUUUAGACUAUGAGGACCGGCCUGAAUAUAUCUUGGUCAUCCAGGCCACCUCAGCUCCUCUGGUGAGCCGGGCUACCGUUCACGUCCGCCUGCUGGACCGCAAUGACAACCCACCAGUGCUGGGCAACUUUGAGAUCCUUUUCAACAACUACGUCACCAACCGCUCCAGCAGCUUUCCUGGCGGUGCCAUCGGCCGCGUGCCCGCUCACGACCCUGACAUCUCAGACAGCCUGACUUACAGCUUCGAGAGGGGAAAUGAACUCAGCCUUGUCCUGCUCAAUGCCUCCACGGGGGAGCUGAGGCUGAGCCGGGCACUGGACAACAACCGACCCCUGGAGGCCAUCAUGAGCGUGCUGGUGUCAGACGGCGUGCACAGCGUGACGGCUCAGUGUGCGCUGCGCGUCACCAUCAUCACCGACGAGAUGCUCACGCACAGCAUCACACUCCGCCUGGAGGACAUGUCGCCCGAGCGCUUCCUGUCGCCGCUGCUGGGCCUCUUCAUCCAGGCUGUGGCCGCCACGCUGGCCACGCCCCCAGACCACGUGGUGGUCUUCAACGUGCAGCGGGACACGGACGCCCCCGGCGGCCACAUCCUCAACGUGAGCCUGUCGGUGGGCCAGCCUCCCGGGCCCGGCGGCGGGCCGCCCUUCCUGCCCUCCGAGGACCUGCAGGAGCGCCUGUACCUCAACCGCAGCCUGCUGACGGCCAUCUCGGCGCAGCGCGUGCUGCCCUUCGACGACAACAUCUGCCUGCGCGAGCCCUGCGAGAACUACAUGCGCUGCGUGUCGGUGCUGCGCUUCGACUCCUCCGCGCCCUUCAUCGCCUCCUCGUCCGUGCUCUUCCGGCCCAUCCACCCGGUGGGCGGCCUGCGCUGCCGCUGCCCGCCCGGCUUCACGGGCGACUACUGCGAGACCGAGGUGGACCUGUGCUACUCGCGGCCCUGCGGCUCCCACGGGCGCUGCCGCAGCCACGAGGGCGGCUACACCUGCCUCUGCCGCGACGGCUACACGGGUGAGCACUGCGAGGUGAGCGCCCGCUCUGGCCGUUGCACCCCAGGUGUCUGCAAGAAUGGGGGAACCUGUGUCAACCUCUUGGUGGGUGGCUUCAAGUGCGACUGCCCUUCCGGAGACUUCGAGAAGCCGUACUGCCAGGUGACCACGCGCAGCUUCCCUGCCCGCUCCUUCAUCACCUUCCGGGGCCUGCGCCAGCGCUUCCACUUCACCUUGGCUCUCUCGUUUGCCACAAAGGAGCGUGAUGGACUGCUGCUGUACAACGGGCGCUUCAACGAGAAGCAUGACUUUGUGGCCCUAGAGGUGAUCCAAGAGCAAGUCCAGCUCACCUUCUCUGCAGGGGAGUCAACCACCACUGUGUCCCCAUUUGUGCCUGGAGGGGUCAGUGAUGGCCAGUGGCACACGGUGCAACUGAAGUACUACAACAAGCCACUGUUGGGUCAGACAGGGCUCCCUCAGGGCCCGUCCGAGCAGAAGGUGGCCGUGGUGACUGUGGAUGGCUGUGACACGGGGGUGGCCCUGCGCUUUGGAGCUGUGCUGGGCAACUAUUCCUGUGCUGCUCAGGGCACCCAGGGCGGCAGCAAGAAGUCUCUGGACCUCACAGGACCCCUGCUGCUGGGAGGGGUGCCUGACCUGCCGGAGAACUUCCCAGUCCGUAUGCGACACUUUGUGGGUUGCAUGAGGAACCUGCAGGUGGACAGCCGGCAUGUGGACAUGGCCGACUUCAUCGCCAACAAUGGCACUGUGCCUGGCUGCUCCGCCAAGAAGAAUGUGUGUGACAGCAACACCUGCCACAAUGGGGGCACCUGUGUGAACCAAUGGGAUGCGUUCAGCUGCGAGUGUCCCCUGGGUUUUGGGGGCAAGAGCUGUGCCCAAGAAAUGGCCAAUCCGCAGCGCUUUCUGGGCAGCAGCAUGGUGGCCUGGCAGGGCCUCUCCCUGCCUAUCUCCCAGCCCUGGCACCUGAGCCUCAUGUUUCGCACGCGCCAGGCCAACGGCGUCCUGCUGCAAGCGGUCACCAGGGGGCGCAGCACCAUCACCCUGCAGCUUCGGGAGGGCCAUGUGGUGCUGAGUGUGGAGGGCACUGGACUCCAGGCCUCCUCUCUCCGGCUGGAAACUGGCCGUGCCAAUGAUGGAGACUGGCACCAUGCACAGCUGGCACUGGGAGCCAGGGGCGGGCCUGGGCAUGCCAUCCUGUCCUUUGAUUAUGGGCAGCAGAGGACAGAGGGAAAUCUGGGCCCCCGGCUGCAUGGGCUGCACCUGAGCAACAUCACCGUGGGCGGGGUGCCCGGACCAGCCAGUGGUGUGGCCCGUGGCUUCCGGGGCUGUUUGCAGGGUGUGAGGGUAAGCGAGACACCCGACGGUGUUAGCAGUCUGGAUCUCAGCCGUGGGGAAACCAUCAAUGUGGAGCCGGGCUGCAGCCUGCCAGACCCCUGUGAUUCGAACCCAUGUCCUGCCAACAGCUACUGCAGUGAUGAUUGGGACAGCUAUUCCUGUAGCUGUGAUCCAGGUUACUAUGGUGACAACUGUACGAGUGUAUGUGACCUGAACCCGUGUGAGCACCAGUCCACGUGCACGCGAAAGCCCAGCGCCCCCCAUGGUUACACCUGCGAGUGCCCCCAAAAUUACCUUGGACCAUACUGUGAGACCAGGAUUGACCAGCCUUGUCCCCGUGGCUGGUGGGGACACCCCAUGUGCGGCCCAUGCAACUGUGAUGUCAGCAAAGGUUUUGACCCAGACUGUAACAAGACAAGCGGCGAGUGCCACUGCAAGGAGAACCACUACCGCCCACCAGGCAGCCCUACUUGCCUUUUGUGUGACUGCUACCCCACGGGCUCAUUGUCCCGAGUCUGUGACCCUGAGGAUGGCCAGUGUCCAUGCAAGCCAGGUGUCAUCGGACGCCAGUGUGACCGCUGUGACAACCCUUUCGCUGAGGUCACCACCAAUGGCUGUGAAGUGAAUUACGACAGCUGCCCGAGGGCUAUCGAGGCUGGGAUCUGGUGGCCCCGGACGCGCUUUGGGCUGCCUGCUGCAGCCCCCUGCCCCAGAGGCUCCUUUGGGACAGCUGUGCGCCACUGUGACGAGCACAGGGGGUGGCUCCCCCCAAACCUUUUCAACUGCACCUCAGUCACAUUCUCGGAGCUGAAGGGCUUUGCUGAUCGGCUGCAGCGGAACGAGUCGGGCUUGGACUCUGGGCGUUCCCAGCAGCUGGCCUUGCUCCUGCGCAAUGCCACGCAGCACACGGCUGGCUACUUUGGCAGCGACGUCAAGGUGGCCUACCAGCUGGCCACACGGCUGCUGGCCCAUGAGAGUGCCCAGCGGGGCUUUGGGCUGUCUGCCACCCAGGACGUGCACUUCACUGAGAAUUUGCUCAGGGUGGGCAGUGCCCUCCUGGACGCGGCCAACAAGCGACACUGGGAGCUGAUCCAGCAGACGGAGGGUGGCACUGCCUGGCUGCUGCAGCACUACGAGGCCUAUGCCAGCGCCCUGGCCCAGAACAUGCGGCACACCUACCUCAGCCCCUUCACUAUCGUCACGCCCAACAUUGUCAUCUCCGUCGUGCGCCUGGACAAGGGGAACUUUGCAGGUGCCAAGCUGCCCCGGUAUGAGGCACUGCGGGGGGAGCGGCCCCCAGACCUGGAGACCACAGUCAUCCUGCCUGAGUCAGUCUUCAGAGAAACACCUCCCAUGGUCAGACCCGCGGGCACCGGAGAGGCCCAGGAGCCGGAGGAGCUGGCCCGGCGGCAGCGGCGACACCCGGAGCUGAGCCAGGGGGAGGCUGUGGCCAGUGUCAUUAUCUACCGCACCCUGGCCGGGCUGCUGCCCCAUAACUACGACCCGGACAAGCGCAGCCUGAGAGUGCCCAAACGUCCUGUCAUCAACACGCCUGUGGUGAGCAUUAGUGUGCAUGAUGAUGAGGAACUCCUGCCCCGAGCCCUGGACAAACCAGUCACUGUGCAGUUCCGACUGCUGGAGACGGAGGAGCGAACCAAGCCCAUCUGUGUCUUCUGGAACCAUUCCAUCCUGGUCAGUGGAACAGGUGGCUGGUCAGCCCGGGGCUGUGAAGUCGUCUUCCGCAACGAGAGCCACGUCAGCUGCCAGUGCAACCACAUGACGAGCUUCGCGGUGCUCAUGGACGUGUCCCGGCGUGAGAAUGGGGAGAUCCUGCCGCUGAAGACACUGACAUAUGUGGCUCUCGGGGUCACCUUGGCUUCCCUGCUGCUCACCUUUCUCUUCCUCACGGCCCUGAGAACCCUGCGCUCUAACCAGCACGGCAUCCGGCGGAACCUGACUGCUGCCUUGGGUCUGGCGCAGCUGGUCUUCCUCCUGGGCAUCAACCAGGCCGACCUCCCUUUUGCUUGCACAGUCAUUGCCAUCCUGCUGCACUUCCUGUACCUCUGCACUUUUUCCUGGGCACUGCUGGAGGCCUUGCACCUGUACCGGGCCCUCACUGAGGUGCGCGACGUCAACGCGGGGCCCAUGCGCUUCUACUACAUGCUGGGCUGGGGCGUGCCCGCCUUCAUCACAGGCUUAGCCGUGGGCCUGGACCCUGAGGGCUAUGGGAACCCCGACUUCUGCUGGCUCUCCAUUUAUGACACACUCAUCUGGAGUUUUGCCGGCCCUGUGGCCUUUGCUGUCUCGAUGAGUGUCUUCCUGUACAUCCUGGCUGCGCGGGCUUCCUGUGCCGCCCAGCGGCAGGGCUUUGAGAAGAAAGGCCCCGUGUCGGGCCUGCGGCCCUCCUUCGCUGUGCUCGUGCUGCUGAGUGCCACCUGGCUGCUGGCCUUGCUCUCUGUCAACAGCGACACCCUCCUCUUCCACUACCUCUUCGCUGCCUGCAAUUGCAUCCAGGGCCCCUUCAUCUUCCUCUCCUACGUGGUGCUGAGCAAGGAGGUCCGAAAAGCCCUGAAAUUCGCCUGCAGCCGCAAGCCCAGCCCCGACCCUGCCCUGACCACCAAGUCCACCCUGACCUCGUCCUACAACUGCCCCAGCCCCUUCGCAGACGGACGGCUAUACCAGCCCUAUGGAGACUCAGCCGGCUCUCUGCACAGUGCCAGCCGCUCGGGCAAGAGCCAGCCCAGCUACAUCCCCUUCUUGCUGAGGGAGGAGUCCACACUGAACCCUAGCCAAGGGCCUCCUGGCCUAGGCGACCCAGGUGGCCUGUUCCUGGAAGGUCAAGCCCAGCAGCAUGAUCCUGACACGGACUCCGACAGUGACCUGUCCCUGGAAGAUGACCAGAGUGGCUCCUACGCCUCAACCCACUCAUCAGACAGUGAGGAAGAGGAAGAGGAGGAGGCGGCAUUCCCUGGGGAGCCGGGCUGGGACAGCCUGCUGGGGCCUGGCAUCGAGAGGCUGCCUCUGCACAGUACCCCCAAGGGUAGGCCGGGCCAUGGCCCAGCAAAGACCCCCUGGCCAGGAGACUUUGGGACCACAGCAAAGGAGAGUGGCAGUGGCCCCGAAGAGCGGCUGAGGGAGAAUGGAGAUAUCCUGCCUCGGGAAGGGUCCCUGGGGCCCCUUCCAGGCUCUGCUGCUCAACCUCACAAAGGCAUCCUCAAGAAGAAGUGUCUGCCCACCAUCAGUGAGAAGAGCAGCCUCCUGCGGCUGCCCCUGGAGCAGGGCACAGCGUCGUCUCGGGGCUCCUCGGCCAGCGAGUGCAGCCGGGGUGGGCCGCCUCCCCGCCCGCCUCCCCGCCAGAGCCUCCAGGAGCAGCUCAAUGGGGUCAUGCCCAUCGCCAUGAGCAUCAAGGCGGGCACCGUGGAUGAAGACUCAUCGGGCUCCGAAUUUCUCUUCUUUAACUUCCUGCAUUAACCCUGGGCCGCGGUACCUACACCUGAGGCUCCCCCACCUUCCCCAGCUGCACUCAUGCCCCCCACUCCUGUCUUGUGCUUUAUCCUGCCCCGCUCCCCACCGCCUGCCCGCAGCAGCGAUGAAACGUCCAUCUGAGGAGCCUGGGCCUUGCCAGGAGGGGCACCCACCCCACCCAAGGCCACCUAGUGCCAACUCCCUCCCCUGCCACCCCCUCACUGCACUUUGGACCCCUGGGGGCCAACAUCUCCAAGACAAAAGUUUUUCAGAAAAAAGGAAAAAAAAAAGAAUUUAAAAAAGGAUCUCCACUCUUCAUGACUUCAGGGAUUAAUUUUUUUUAUACGCUGGAAACUGACUCCCCUUUCCCUUCCCAAAGAGGAUAGGACCUUCCAGGACGAGCCCAGCCUCUCCUCAGUUUCCCAUCUGCUGUGCCUCUCAGAGGAGAGGAACUCUUGGGGGCUCUGCCCCUCAGUUGCCAUCACCAAAAGGAAAGGACAAAGCCACAGGCCCCCAGGGUGUCCACCCUGCAGGCUGCACCGGGCAGGCCUCAAUGUGGCGAGGGGUCGACGCAAGGGGCCCUCCUCAGCCCUCUGGUACCGCCUCGCCCAGGAACUGAAAAAGCCCUGUCCAGCAAGGGGGCAGAAGGACUCAGCGCCCCCAGACCCCCAAAUGCUGCAUGAACACAUUUUGACGGGAGCCUGUGCUCCAGGGCGGGCACGGGGCUCCCUAGCCCCUCUUCUUUUCCUGGAUUCCGGCCAUGCACUGCAGUCCAGGUGUUUGCUCAGUUUGCUCACCCAAAAGUGCUUCAUUUGCGCCCUCUAGCCGCCCUUGGGGAAGGUCAGUCCCGUGUUAAGUUGCGCUUCUUUGCCGUUUGUGGGGUGGAGUCGGGGGAAGAGUGACAGCUGUGCCAUUCCACUCUAAGUGGCUUCAAGUCUGGGUUCUGGUUGCCAUUCACAGACCCACCCACCCCCCAAAAAUCAGACAGAGCCCACUUUGUCUGACCUGCUGUGGCCUCUAAGACCUGUUCUAUUUUUAACCCCUUCUUGGAAUUGGCUCUCUUCUUCAAAGGACCAGGUUCUGUUCCUCUUUCUCCUCCAUCCACCCUCCCCCACAAGCUCCCUGUGAAGAGUUAAUAUAUAUUUUUUAUUUAUUUGCUUUUUGUGUUGGGCUGGGUCCAUGCCCAGCCCCAGGGGGUCUGAUGUGGCUGUCACAGGUUGGGUGUGUGCCCGGCCAUGGGGGCCUGGCCCUGGUCCCCUCGACACAGGCCGUCACCCCAUCUCCCUCGCCUGCUGCUCCUCAGUUUUGCCAACUGCUCUUCGUUUGAGUCGCUAUUUACUCCAGGCAUGUGUUCCAGACUCAUCACACUGGCUUUCCUUCUGGAGCAGGUGGCUAGAAAAAGAGGCUGUGGGCAGGUGGAGGGGGGGAUGCUCCCGGUUCUCAUUUGUAAGGCUGGUCUCUGGGUUUUCUGUCAUAGAUUUCUGCCCCUCUGCCCACUCCCCUCGGCAAUUCUUGCAAAGGGUUAAAAAUUUAACUGGUUUUUACUACUGAUGACUUGACGUAAAAAAAAAAAGACAAAAAAAUACAAAGAUGCUGGAUGCUAACUUGAUACUAACCAUCCGAUUGUACAGUUUGAUUGUAACUGUAAAUAUGGUAGGGUUUUGUUGUUUUUGUUUUGUUUUUUCAUUUCCCCAUACUACUGAAUAAACUAGUUCUGUGCGGGU
Molecule: messenger RNA, 10534 nt
Organism: Elephantulus edwardii (Cape elephant shrew)
Lineage: Eukaryota; Metazoa; Chordata; Mammalia; Macroscelidea; Macroscelididae
Gene: CELSR2
Product: cadherin, EGF LAG seven-pass G-type receptor 2
Exons: 34
Coding region: 57-8816 (2919 amino acids)
Biological process (GO): cell surface receptor signaling pathway; homophilic cell-cell adhesion; G protein-coupled receptor signaling pathway
Cellular component (GO): plasma membrane
Molecular function (GO): G protein-coupled receptor activity; calcium ion binding
Source: RefSeq, a predicted model, not a curated record